Molecule: messenger RNA, 3820 nt
Organism: Eubalaena glacialis (North Atlantic right whale)
Lineage: Eukaryota; Metazoa; Chordata; Mammalia; Artiodactyla; Balaenidae
Product: NEDD4-binding protein 2-like 2
Exons: 10
Coding region: 134-3706 (1190 amino acids)
Biological process (GO): negative regulation of transcription by RNA polymerase II
Cellular component (GO): nucleus
Molecular function (GO): transcription corepressor activity
Source: RefSeq, a predicted model, not a curated record
AGGGCAGGCUUGUUGCUCCGCUGCUAAGUGCAGGGCUUUUAGUCCCUCCCGGUCUCUGCUUUAGGCAGUGUCUCAGUGCUUCUUUCACCUUCUUUAUUGAGAGGUAAAGGUCAAUGCAGAACUGUGGUGUAAGAUGCCUUAUGGUGAAAUUGAAGCUAAAUCCAUGGGACAUGGGGAACAACUAAUAAGUGAACCAUGCUAUAAGAAAUUGAAGUCUACUGAAGAGGCAUAUGUUUUCCCCCAUCAUGGUAAUGCUAAUUUUCAGAGAAAGCAAGAGAAAACUGGAAAUGAUUGGGUCCCUGUGACCAUCACUGAUGUCAGAGGACAUAGUUAUCCUCAGGAGGACAAAACCAAAACUACAAAUUUGCUGAAACCUGUGCAUGAUGAGUUGUUUGGUAAUAGGCCAGAUGUUAUUAAUUCUGUUGAUUCACAAGUUUUACGGGAUACACGUCCUCCACUGGUAUCCACAGAUGAUGAGAUAUAUAGCACAAGUAAAGCAUUUAUAGGACCCAUUUACAAACCCCCUGAGAAAAAGAAAUGUAAUGAAAGGAGGAAUCAAGCAGGCACUAUCAGUGGUAUAGAUUGGAAAGGAGAACGAAAAGAGAAACAGAAAUUUAAUUCUAAAAAAUCAGAGAUUGACAAUGAAUUAUUCCAGUUUUACAAAGAAAUUGAAGAGCUUGAAAAUGAAAAAGGUGAUUCAGAAAGCAGUUGUAAGGAACGUGAACCCUCUGAGGAACAACUCAUUCCAUAUUAUCAGGGCCAUAAUAAUCUGUUAGAGUCUGAAGAAGAAAAGAAAAGAGAUUUUACCAGUGAUCUUCAGUCAUAUUGGGGUUAUCAGCAGGGUUAUCAGCAGUGUGUUCGGAAUGAGCCAGGUAAAUAUCCUUAUAAUGGCCAAGUAAUACCUACCUUUUGUGGCAAUUCAUUUACUUCCUUCAGGCCUGAGUGGCAAUCAAUGCGUUCUUUUAUAGUACCACAAGGCCCUCAUCUUCCCAGUUUUAACUAUCACUUAAAUAUUCAAAGAUUCAACGUUCCACCAAAUCCAUCAUCAAAUAUUUUCCAUGCCCAAGAUGGCUUUCAGAUGCAAAAUGGAUAUUAUGUAAAUAGUUGUCACGUUAACUGGAAUUGUUUGACUUUUGAUCAGAACAAUGAAUAUACUGACUGUAGUGACAUUACCAGUAGUGACCACCCCUCUAGAAAUGGCUACACUGUGCAAGAUGAAUAUGCAAAUAAUGGUUUCUAUGAAACCAGUGAAGGAUGCUGGAAAGAUCCUUCUGUGGACAAGCGUAAUGGAACUGACAGGUUUAUGAACCAGCAUUUUCAAGAGGAAAAGUUAUAUAAAUUGCAGAAGUUACUUAUUCUUUUAAGAGGUUUGCCUGGUUCUGGGAAAACAACAUUGUCUCGAAUUCUGCUUGGUCAGAGUCGUGAUGGCAUUGUGUUCAGCACUGAUGACUAUUUUCACCAUCAAGAUGGGUACAGGUAUAAUGUUAAUCAACUUGGUGAUGCCCAUGACUGGAACCAGAACAGAGCAAAACAAGCUAUCAAUCAGGGGAGAUCUCCAGUUAUUAUAGACAACACUAAUACACAAGCUUGGGAAAUGAAACCAUAUGUGGAAAUGGCCAUAGGAAAAGGAUACAGAGUAGAGUUUCAUGAACCUGAAACUUGGUGGAAAUUUGAUCCCGAAGAAUUAGAAAAGAGGAAUAAACAUGGUGUAUCUCGAAAGAAGAUUGCUCAGAUGUUGGAUCGUUAUGAAUAUCAAAUGUCCAUCUCUAUUGUAAUGAAUUCAGUGGAACCGCCACACAAAAGCACACAAAGACCUCCUUCACAGGGGAGACAGAGAGAAAGAGAUUUGAAGAAAACUGGGCACAGGCUCAGCAAAGCCAAGAAGAGAAACAGAAAAAGAAAAAAAAAGCAGAACAGUCAUAGUAAAAUCAUGGAGGAAAACUCAUUUGAAACCUUAAGUUAUCUUACACCAGAAGAUCAGGACCCAUCUCAGAGUGAAGAGGAAGACUUAGAAGAGACCAAAAGAGAAUCAGAGUGUUCCUUAACUGGUGGUCUGAGAAAUGAAGUAGGAGAUUUUGUGAAUGUCCAUAAAGAUGAGAGACAGGAAAACAUAAAUUCUGAAAACAGUUUGCCACAUGUUAUGUCUGUAGUUGAGUUGGACAAUACACCAAAGAAUUUCCUCCCCAAGGAAGAUGAUGACUUGUUUCUAAGUUUGUCAUUGAUGCCAAAUGAAAGCUCUGUUUCUUGUUCAACAGUGACUCAAAAUCUCUCCUAUGUAGCAAGUGAUGACUGCCCUGGCACAAAGGUAGAAAAGUAUAUUGAAAGUAGGGAUAUCAUGGCAUUACACAUCCAAGACCGAUUUGUUGAAACCCCGUGCUCAUUUAUGCAGAAGAAAGAGAUGGUAGAUAAGAGUCUCCUGAAUGAAACAAGUCUAUACCAUCAAUAUGGAUCCAGAACUUCAGAUAAAGUUUUAAGAAAGGAACAAGGAGUAAAUACAUCUAAAAACAGUUACUGGGCUUUUUUCUCAAAUGAUUUCUCUGAUGAAGAAUUACAGUUGGGCUCUGAUAGACAACCCUAUUUUGGUAGCUGGCCUGAGGGACCUAAUAAGUUUAUCUGUGAACAGAGACCAAAGAGAGAGAGAUGGCAAAAACGGGCUCAACCUGACAACGGGGGACAAUUGAUUAAAUUGAUCUCUCCUUCUGAAGGAGCAUCAGGACCAGGAAACAGUCCUGAAACAUUGAUAGAAAAGAAGCUAUCGAUAGAAAAUGAAGAUUUGUCACCUCCAACUGAGAAUAUAGAUUCAAUCAUAGAAACAGAGACAAAUAUCUUUGGAAGCCACUUCCUUAAACUGGAUAGCCUAAAGAAUGCCUUACACUCAACAAAGAAUAAAAAAAGGAGGCAGAAAAGGAUUUUCAGUUUGGCACCAAACUUUAACUUACUGGGACAGAGUCAUAUCAGUGUAAAAGAAAUGGGGAAAUGUGAAUUGUUAACAGAAAGCCAUGGAAUAAAAAUUAUUUUGGAAGAAGAAAAAGAUGUAAUUUCAGAAAUAAAUAAUGAAGAAAAGAAUAAGCAAAACAUUAUGACCUUCAAUCAUCAUCCAUCAUGGUUUUACUUUGACAUUGUCAAAGAUUCUCUUCUAAAUGUUGGUGGACAAUUUUAUUCUCAUUACCUGCUAUUUAAUAGACUAAGGCACUCUGUGUAUUUUUACAAAAGCCCCAUUCCUUCUCUUAUGCUACAAUAUACAUCUAGCUUUUGGAAGAUAUCUUUUACAAGCAAGAAACCGUUUUUGACUUUCAACUCUCAGAGGAGAGUAGAUGAUAAACUAAAUGAUGUAAGGUUCACUUCUUCAGAAAUUUUAAGUAGCCCACCUGAUACUUUGUACUCUUUUAGGGUCACUUCUGAUCUUCACUUUUUAAAUGAAAGUUUUGGUGAAAAGCUAGAGACAUGGGAAGAACCUAAACCAUUACAGUUCUCACAAACAGAGGAUAACCAAGAUUUAACAAGCACUGACUACUUUGAUUCCCUUGAGCUACCAUUAUCACAAGAGUUUGCCUUUCAACUAGUAAAGCUUUUUGGAUCUCCUGGAGUUCCAGUGGAAUCUUUGUUGCCCGACGACUGUGUGGUUCCUCUUGACUGGAAGACGCUGAAGAUGAUCUGUUUGCAGUGGAAGACGUCAGUAGAGAAAAGACAGAAGAAGAUUGGUUAAAAAAAUGAGGAUUCCUUGAACUUUGAAGUCUCCGUCUUCCUGUUACUGUUGAAGAUCCUCAUCAUCAAGAAAGAGUGCUAAGUGCCAACCUGAAGGAUAAUUUAGAGCCAUACA